AUUAUAGGUAAAUUACCGGCAGUGAAAUUCGGUAUCGAACACUGGCCGCUUUUCCUUAGCGGGAAGGACUUGGGCCUCUUCCCUUUGCCGCUUGUCUUUUGCCCGCCAACGCCAACGCCGACGAAUGCCUCACUUCCAUUUGCUUCUCUUCGUCAACUGACCAACAAACUCGUCCUCUUCGCCUCCGACCCUCACAGGCUCCUAAUCAAACCAAUUUUUCAAUACCUCAAUUGGCAACUGGCUUCAGACAAAGACACCCUCUUCCCUCUUUCUUCCGUGCUUCCAAUUUGUAUUGGGGUUUCUUCCACGCCGUCGGAGUUGAGGAUUGUGGACCAUGAGGGGCCUCCAGUUAGGAAGUUUUGCCCAAAGGUUAGGCUGUUUUUGGUGGAGAAGUUAAUUUAGACUCUGUCUCUGGGCUCUGGGUAUCGAUUUCGAACAGUUUAGGUAAUGGCCUUCUCGAUCAUGUCUGAGGAAGAUGAUCCUUAUCCCUCUUGGGAAAAAACGAGAAUGCCUAUUCGUAUUUUCUUCAAGGAUGCCAGACAUGUCUUUAAGUUGGAUGACCUUGGUCGGGAAAUAGCACAGAUUGCUUUGCCUGCCGCACUAGCUUUGGCAGCUGACCCUGUAGCUUCUCUGGUUGACACAGCAUUCAUUGGCCAAAUAGGUCCUGUGGAGCUUGCUGCCGUUGGAGUUGCUAUUGCUUUAUUCAAUCAAGUUUCAAGAAUUGCAAUUUUCCCCCUUGUUAGUGUCACCACAUCUUUUGUUGCUGAGGAAGAUGCUAUUGGAAGUGCUUGUAAUGAAGCAAAGGAUAAUAACGAUAAGGAGACAGGUUUAUUCACAAAUGAGGAAUCAAAAUUGAUGAUCCCACACAAUGGGAAAACUGAAGAGAAUGGAAGAAGAUAUAUCCCAUCGGCCUCUUCGGCUUUGGUUAUCGGCGGUGUUCUUGGUCUCAUACAAGCCAUUUUCUUGAUAUCUGGAGCAAAACCUCUACUAAACUUCAUGGGAGUCAAGUCAGAUUCGCCGAUGAUGACUUCUGCACAACAAUACUUGACACUGCGGUCACUCGGCGCCCCGGCAGUUCUUCUCUCCUUGGCCAUGCAAGGCGUCUUUCGCGGUUUUAAGGACACAAAAACUCCUUUAUUUGCAACUGUGGCAGGAGAUGCAACAAACAUCAUUCUAGACCCAAUAUUCAUAUUCAUUUUUCGUUUAGGUGUCAGUGGUGCAGCCAUUGCACACGUUAUAUCGCAGUACCUAAUAGCACUGAUACUCUUUUGGAGAUUAAUGGGACAAGUUGAUCUCUUACCUCCCAGUAUCAAACAUUUGCAAUUUAGUCGGUUUCUGAAAAAUGGCUUUCUAUUAUUAAUGAGAGUCAUUGCUGUGACGUUCUGCGUGACGCUUGCUGCGUCCCUGGCUGCACGCCAAGGAUCCACAUCAAUGGCUGCAUUUCAGGUCUGCUUGCAGGUCUGGCUGGCGAUGUCUCUACUUGCCGAUGGCUUAGCUGUUGCUGGGCAGACAAUACUAGCAAGUGCAUUUGCCCAAAACGACCAUGAUAAGGCAACGACUGCAGCAUCACGAGUAUUACAGCUGGGAUUGUUGCUGGGAUUGGGGCUUGGAGUCUUCGUUGGAGCCGGGAUGACAUUCGGGGCAAAGUUAUUUACAAGCGACGUCGAUGUCCUCCACCUAAUCGGCAUAGGAACUCCAUUUAUUGCUGCUAUGCAACCAAUCAAUGCCUUGGCAUUUGUUUUUGAUGGCAUCAACUUUGGAGCUUCUGAUUUUGCUUACUCAGCUUACUCCAUGGUUCUGGUGGCUAUUAUCAGCAUUUUCUGUUUGUUCAUUCUCUCCUCAACUCAAGGAUUCAUCGGUAUCUGGGUCGCCUUAACCAUCUACAUGAGCUUACGAACACUAGCCGGAUUCUGGAGGGUCGGCACGGGAACAGGACCUUGGUAUUUCCUCCAAAGCUAGAUUCCAAGUCGUUUGUAGGACAUGGAUAAGCUGUUGGAUGAUGUUUUUUUCUUCCAUUUAUGUCCAUACCUUCAUAUAUAGGGCUGGACUGCAUCAGGACAUUCAGCUUAAAACCUUAAAAAGUUGAAGCUUAGAGACCAUGUACAGAAAAGACAAGAGAAGACAGCAUGUUCUUGAACAAGAAGACAAGAAAACAUAGAAGAUUUGUACGAGUGUACGAGUGUUUUGUAGCUGUAAAUCACAGUGUUCAGUUCAGUGUCAUAAGAUUUUAUGCA
Cucurbita moschata (crookneck pumpkin) is the source of this 2234-nucleotide messenger RNA. Its product is annotated as protein DETOXIFICATION 42-like. Lineage: Eukaryota; Viridiplantae; Streptophyta; Magnoliopsida; Cucurbitales; Cucurbitaceae. Gene Ontology annotation, biological process: transmembrane transport. The coding region runs from base 448 to 1959 and encodes 503 amino acids. The record is from RefSeq and is a predicted model, not a curated record. Gene Ontology annotation, cellular component: membrane. The transcript is spliced from 15 exons. Gene Ontology annotation, molecular function: xenobiotic transmembrane transporter activity; antiporter activity.